AUGCCCAAGCCGCGCACAAAAAGAGGCUCCGGCCGCGAGGCGCGCAAGCGAAAGCACGACGGGGAAGAAAAUAUUGGCUGGACCAUUGACACGAAGCGACCGCGCGUUGACGACGACAAUCACCACGCCGACAAGCAUCAGGCCGACAAGCACAAGGCCAGCAAGCACCACGUUGACAAUGACCACGCCGAGAAAGGCUACUACCAAGAUGAAGUGCCAGAACCAGCCGGCGACGAUGAAGGGUUUGCGGACCACGAGGAGGGACCGGCCGAAAAGGAGUUUUUUGGCAUGCUCACCGACGAGGAGCAAGAGUAUUUUCGGCGCGCCGACGAGAUGCUCGAGCUCAAUGAGUUCCCGACACCCGAAGACCGCACCCUGUUCCUCGAGAGCGUCUACGAAGAGGCCAAGGGCAAGGAGCUCAAGGUGGCCAGCAGCCAGUCGUGCUCGCGGUUGAUGGAGCGCCUGAUUCAGCUGGCGAGCACGGCGCAGAAGAAGCGGCUGUUUGAGGCGUUUGCGGGCCACUUUCUCUCGCUCGUGCAGCACCGCUUCGCGAGCCACUGCUGCGAGGCCCUGUUUCUGCGGUCCGCCGGCGUCGUCUCCCAGGAACUGUCGGGCUUUGUACCCGACACGGCGCGCGGGGACGGGGACGAAGGCGGCGAGGAUCAGGAGCCGGAGAGUUCGAUGGAGAGUCUGUUUCUCGCGACGCUGGACGAGCUGGAAGGAAGCAUGGGCUUCCUGAUAACGGACCGCUUCGCAUCGCAUACACUACGCGUGCUGCUGGUGGUGCUGUCGGGGCGGCCGCUCGAGGACGUGGCGGUCAAGACGCUCAUCAAGAGCAAGAAGAAGGAAAAGGUGUCGGUGGCUGGCUCCGCGGCCGUCGACGAGCAGAACCAGGGCCUGCGCGCGGUGCCCGAGUCAUUUACCGCCGCCGUCACCAAAAUCAUUCGCGAUUCGACGUCGACUAUGGACGCCACCAGCCUGCGCGUCCUAGCCACCCAUCCCAUCGGCAAUCCGACGCUGCAGCUGUUCCUGGAGCUCGACCUCUCAUUGAACAAGUCGGAGCAAAAGGCCGACGCCGAGCAGCCGACGCUGCUCUUUCAGCUGCUGCCUGGUGCGCCGCAGUCCCUGUACGAAGAGUCGUCCGAGGCCGCCGAAUUUAUCAACGGCAUGAUUUACGAUCCCAUUGGCUCGCGCCUCGUCGAGACCAUCAUCACGCACGCGCCCGGCAAAAUCUUCAAGGCGCUCAACCAAAACAUCUUUCUGCCGCGGAUCCAGGGCUACGUGCGCAACGACGUUUCGUGCUACCCAGCUAUCAAAGUGCUCAACCGCAUCGGCAAGGACCAGCUCGUCGAGGCGGUUGAGAAAAUCGGACCUACGGUACCGCAGCUCGUUACCAAGCGCCGCUACAAUGUCCUCCGCACGCUGUUUGAGCGCUGCGCGGCCCGCGGCCUGACUGAGGAGAUUAAGCAGCUGAUGAAGGGCCUCCGCGAGGGCUGCGGCCCGCAACCCGCGGACCUCGUCACGACGCUCUGCGCACUCACCUCUGAAGAAGACGUCAAGAAGAAAAAAGAUGCGCUUCAAUUGAGCAAAAACGAGUACGCCAUUCAGUCGCACGGCGCGCAGCUCCUCACCACGCUGCUCGCCACACCCGGCCCCGCCAAGGGCGUGCAGGAAGCGCUCUCGGCUCUUCCUCCCGACCUCCUCGUGCGCCUCGCCACGACGUCGUUUCCUACCGCGACGCUGGUCAGCACCGCGCUCAAGACGCCCUCUGCGAAUGCGCUGUUUCAAAAGUCCACUGUGCACGCGCUGGCGCCGCACGUCGUCGACCUGGCCGUCUCGCAAAACGGACACAACGUCGUCGUCGCGCUGGCCGAGAUGCCGACCCGCGGCCGCGACUACAGCGUGCCGGCGCACAUCAAGGAGGGCAUCAUGCAGACGCUGAGCGGGAGCGAGGCGGCGCUGCGCGAGGGCUGGACGGGGCGCAGCGUGUGGCGCGCGUGGAAGGGCGACUUGUGGAAGACGAGGCGGCAUGACUGGAAGGCGUGGAUCAAGGACAUGGUGGCGGAGGAGUCGCAGCAAGUGACGUCGGUGCAUAAAAAGGGUGCUGUAGGGGGGAGGAAGAGGGAGAACUAA
Molecule: messenger RNA, 2133 nt
Organism: Beauveria bassiana ARSEF 2860
Lineage: Eukaryota; Fungi; Ascomycota; Sordariomycetes; Hypocreales; Cordycipitaceae
Product: pumilio-family RNA binding repeat domain-containing protein
Exons: 1
Coding region: 1-2133 (710 amino acids)
Biological process (GO): endonucleolytic cleavage in ITS1 to separate SSU-rRNA from 5.8S rRNA and LSU-rRNA from tricistronic rRNA transcript (SSU-rRNA, 5.8S rRNA, LSU-rRNA); endonucleolytic cleavage in 5'-ETS of tricistronic rRNA transcript (SSU-rRNA, 5.8S rRNA, LSU-rRNA); ribosomal small subunit export from nucleus
Cellular component (GO): nucleolus; preribosome, small subunit precursor; 90S preribosome
Molecular function (GO): RNA binding
Source: RefSeq, a predicted model, not a curated record